UUGUGUAAUGUCCACUUGAGGGCGUGUGGGUUCCACAGAAUAUAGGAAGAUCAGAGAAACUAAUAAGUCAGAGGGAGGUUGGUUGAAUUGAUUGUAUUGGAUCCAAUGGAGAAAGGUGUAGGAGAAGGCCAUGGAGGGCUCAACAAAUAUGCCCUGGGUUGUUCCCUGGUUGCUUCCAUGAUAUCAAUCAUCUUCGGCUAUGAUACUGGUGUGAUGAGUGGAGCAAUGAUCUAUGUGAAGGACGAGUUCCACAUCGGCAACGGGAAAACGGAGAUUCUGGCCGGAAUACUUAACCUCUGCGCUUUGGUUGGGUCACUUUGUGCGGGAAGAACCUCCGAUGCUAUUGGGCGGCGUUACACCAUCGUUCUGGCCGCCGUCAUCUUUUUGCUGGGCUCAGUUCUGAUGGGCUACGGCCCAAACUACGGCGUGUUGAUAGCGGGAAGAUGCACGGCGGGAAUCGGCGUCGGCUUCGCGCUGAUGAUCGGCCCGGUUUACUCCGCGGAAGUGUCGUCUCCGUCCACGCGUGGCUUCCUCACAGGCCUCCCGGAGCUUGGGAUAAGCAUAGGGAUAUUGCUGGGAUAUCUCUCGAACUUCAUCUUCUCCGGACUGCCACUAAAGAUAGGAUGGAGAGUGAUGCUGGGGAUUCCCGCAAUCCCGUCGUUAUUCUUAGCCAUCGGAGUCCUGAAAAUGCCCGAGUCGCCGCGGUGGCUGAUCUUGCAGGGCCGGCUCGGGGAAGCCACGAAAAUCAUGUACAAGGUUUCCAACGGCGCGGAAGAAGCGGAGGCUCGGUUGUCGGACAUGAAACUAAUCGCCGGAAUCGACGAAAAGUGCAAAGACGACGUUGUGAAGAUCGAGAAAGAUUCUCAAGGCAAAGGCGCGUGGCAUGAGCUGCUAAUCAAGCCCACCCCGACCGUGCGGUGGAUGUUGAUGGCGGCCGUCGGGAUUCAUUUCUUCGAACACGCCACCGGGAUCGAGGCCGUCAUCCUCUACAGCCAUAAGAUCGUGGAGGGGGCCGGAAUCGAGGAUAAAAGAAAAAAGAUCCUCUUCACCGUCGGAGUCGGUCUCACCAAGUUCAUUUUCGUCGUCACCGCAACUUUCUUGGUGGAUAGAGUGGGCAGGAGAAAGCUCCUCUUAACCAGCGUGGGUGGAAUGGUUAUCUCACUGUUUGGGCUCGGGACUUUCCUCACUAUAGUCCACCAACACCCUGGCGAAAGGAUCAUUUGGGCAUUGGUACUAAGCAUCAUCACCACUUAUGCUUUUGUCAUGUCCUUCAACAUUGGCCUUGGGCCGAUCACCUGGGUGUACAGUGCCGAGAUUUUUCCGAUGAAACUCAGGGCCCAAGGCGCCUCCAUCGGCGUGGCGGUGAAUAGGUUGAUGAAUGCAACGGUUUCCAUGACUUUCUUGACAAUCUCCGAUACCAUCACAAUUGGAGGAGCUUUUUACAUGUUUGCUGGGAUUUCGGUCAUCGCUUGGCUCUUCUUUUUCGUCUUCUGUCCCGAGACUAAGGGCAAGUCUUUGGAAGAAAUGGAAAUCCUUUUCACUCCAAAAUCCUCCUCAAUUAACAAAAACAAUUCCAAAUAGUUGGCUACAUCUAAACUUGUCAACUACUAUUACUUCACUACUCUAGCUUGCAAAGUGGUAAGUUAUGCAUGUAUAGUGUAUGACUCAACACCUAGACUAGUAGUGUGUAAAGAGAAUGGGAAAAUAAGUGUAGCUCCAGAGUGGUGAGUGAUCGAGAUACUAGUACCGAGCUCAUUAUGUAAUCUCCUUUGUCUUUCAGUAAUGACAUUCUUGUUUAUUAA
Messenger RNA from Ipomoea nil (Japanese morning glory), 1802 nucleotides. Its product is annotated as probable polyol transporter 6. Gene Ontology annotation, molecular function: carbohydrate transmembrane transporter activity. Gene Ontology annotation, biological process: transmembrane transport. The record is from RefSeq and is a predicted model, not a curated record. The transcript has 3 exons. The coding region runs from base 106 to 1581 and encodes 491 amino acids. Gene Ontology annotation, cellular component: membrane. Lineage: Eukaryota; Viridiplantae; Streptophyta; Magnoliopsida; Solanales; Convolvulaceae.